Gekko japonicus is the source of this 2317-nucleotide messenger RNA. It is a transcript of the gene PPM1D, whose product is annotated as protein phosphatase, Mg2+/Mn2+ dependent 1D. Gene Ontology annotation, molecular function: protein serine/threonine phosphatase activity; mitogen-activated protein kinase binding; cation binding. Gene Ontology annotation, cellular component: cytosol; nucleus. The transcript is spliced from 6 exons. The coding region runs from base 176 to 1912 and encodes 578 amino acids. Gene Ontology annotation, biological process: protein dephosphorylation. Lineage: Eukaryota; Metazoa; Chordata; Lepidosauria; Squamata; Gekkonidae. The record is from RefSeq and is a predicted model, not a curated record.
CCUCGACGCGCCUCCUCCUCCUCCUCCUCCUCCCCCAUCCUCGCUUGAGCGGCCGCCCGGCAGGAGGCGAGGCGAGGCGCGGACCGAGGGCUGCUUUCCUCCCCUUCUCCCUCUCCACCCCCGCGGCCGGGGAGCCGGAGCCGCGUCGCCACCGCCGCCGCCCCCGUCCGGCCGUAUGGCGGGCCCCCCGCGCUGGCUGGGCGUGAGCCUCUUCUCGGACCAGGGCGGCAGGAAAUACAUGGAGGACGUGACCCAGAUCGUCGUCGAGCCCGAGCCGCCCUCGGGGCCCCAGGAGGGGGCCUCCUCCUCCACGACGACGGCGGCGGCGGCCCAGGACUCUUCCCCCUCGGCGCCCUCCUCGCCCGGCGACGGCCUCGGGCCCCGCUCGGUGGCCUUCUUCGCGGUGUGCGACGGGCACGGCGGGCGGGAGGCCGCCCAGUUCGCCCGCGACCACCUCUGGGGCUUCAUCCAGAAGCAGAGGGGCUUCCGCUCCCGCGAGCCGGCCGCCGUCUGCGCCGCCCUCCGCAAGGGCUUCGUCGCCUGCCACCGCGCCAUGUGGAAGAAGCUGCCAGAGUGGCCAAAGACCAUGACAGGCCUUCCGAGUACAUCCGGGACGACCGCCAGCGUGGUGAUAAUCCGGGGCUCGAAGAUGUACGUGGCUCACGUGGGCGACUCGGGAGUGGUGCUUGGAGUCCAAGACGACCCCAAAGAUGACUUCAUCCGGGCCGUAGAGGUGACGCAAGAUCACAAACCUGAGCUCCCGAAGGAGAGGCAGCGAAUUGAAGGACUCGGGGGCAGUGUGAUCAACAAAUCUGGUGUGAACCGGGUCGUGUGGAAGAGGCCCCGUCUAACCCACAACGGUCCUGUGCGGCGGAGCACCGUCAUUGAUCAGAUCCCGUUCCUGGCAGUGGCUCGUGCCCUGGGAGACCUGUGGAGCUACGACUUCUACAGUGGCGAGUUCGUGGUGUCUCCUGAGCCGGACACGAGCGUGCACACUCUGGAUCCUCAGAAGCACAAAUAUAUCAUCCUGGGGAGCGAUGGACUGUGGAACAUGAUCCCACCGCAAGAAGCCAUUUCAAUGUGCCAGGGACACGAGGAGAAGAAGUACUUUAUGGGAGAGCACCAGCAGUCGUUGGCCAAAAUGCUGGUGAACAGAGCACUGGGCCGCUGGCGGCAGCGCAUGCUCCGUGCAGACAACACCAGUGCCAUCGUGAUCAGCCUCUCUCUGGUGCGGAGCAAUCAGAGUGGUCUGGAAAGCGAUGAGGAGCUCUGCUUCAACUUAGCGGAGAGCCCUUCCUAUCGCAGCCCGGAGACAUGGAUGAUGACGCCCUCGCGGUGCUCUACUCCACCUGUCAAGGUUUUGGAAGAGGACUUGUGGCCACAGCUGAACUCCCCGGAGGCUGUUCCUCCACUUACGCGUACCAACGCAAUGUUUGGUAAGCCUUCUGAGAUGGCCGGUGAGACUGCCAAGAGCAACCUGCCAUUACCAGUAACGUCUCCUAGAGAUGUUGGUCCGCAGGAAGAAAAGAACAGUAAAACACUCGGAUUGAGGGUACGAGAAUCAUACAGCAAAAGCCCGCCAGGUACCCUCUCUCCUUCCAACUCUGGGAACAUUGGCACGGACCCAAAGGUCUUCCGCGUGCCUUCGAGUGAUCCAGCAAAAGCCCAGGAGUCAGAGAGGAUGUCAACAGCAAGCUUCAAAAGGACAUUGGAAGAAUCCAAUUUUGGACCGGCAGUCAAGAAGCCCAGGCGAGGCCUAUCGCGGAAUAUUGGGGCCCAGCCUGAAAGUUUGUCCUCCGCAUCUCAGCACAAAAACUCCAGCAAGCUCGCCAUUCGCCGUAGCCUGCGAGGACAGAAGAAACUAGGGACUUCUUUGUUCCAGCAGCCUCGGAAAGCCCUCUGUGUUUGCUGAAGGGUGCCUGCGCUGAUGCAGUUCACACCUGGCCAGUUUGAAGUUGGUGCAGAUAUCUGAAACUCUACAGGUUUUCUCUUUUUUAAAAAAAAGUAGAAAAGAUUCCCCUUCCCCUCUUUUUGGGUUUUCAGACAGCUUUAUCCCUGCCCUUGUAUUCGCCUGUAAUAUAACUGUGAAUUUUGUAGACGGUAUUAGGAUUAAAAGGAGUUGCUGUAAAAAUGUGUGUAAAUUUAUAUUCCUUCAUACACAGGUAGUCUCUCUCCUCUGUUUCCCGAUCUAACUCCGUUUUGCAUAAUCGUUACGAGCAGGGCUAAAACUUGUUUUGAAUAUCUUUUUUGUUGGGGGGAAGGGUAGGUUAAUUUAGUACAAAGUCUUGAAUUUGUAUAAGCUUCUUGUGACGACUUC